Molecule: messenger RNA, 1960 nt
Organism: Chaetomium strumarium
Lineage: Eukaryota; Fungi; Ascomycota; Sordariomycetes; Sordariales; Chaetomiaceae
Exons: 1
Coding region: 170-1849 (559 amino acids)
Molecular function (GO): RNA binding
Source: RefSeq, a predicted model, not a curated record
CCCCAACACGCAAAAGCUUCUCUUUCAUUCCCCCUGCGGUACCAUACAGCUUCUCCACCAGUGGUGGCCGCGCACUGCUGCGCGUUUCCACUCGUUGUCAACUCGAUCCGCGCGAUCGUCGCUCCAACCGUCUCCAUCGCUGCGCUUUGCGCUACAUGUGUCGCGAGGCAUGAACGGGGAUCUCAACCCGUCUAGCGCGUCUUCUGCCGCGCCCGCCAACAACGCGUUCGCCCCUCUGGCGUCGAACCGGACACGUCCCUUUCCCGCGGCCGGCACCGCGACAAAGAACACAAUGGCCGUUCCGGCAUUCCUCCCGCCCGCGCAAGCCUACAGGGCGCCUGCACCAUCUCAAACCGCAUAUGCGCAACCGCUCUCAGCCCCCCAACCGUUCGAUCGCGACAUCAUGAAACCCCUGGGCAACCAAUCUUCCGCGCCCCCCCCAACCCUCUCCUCAGCGCUGAUCCGGAAACUACCACUUAACACCUCGGAAGAAUCAUUGCGCUUGAUGAUGGUCUUCUCCCAGGAACUUUGCGAUGUCGAACUGUUGCCCGUCGAGCAGUCUGUCGAUGUGGGGUUCCGAUCUGCCAUACUCAAGUUCAAGAGCCCUGCGGGCGCUCAGGAAGCGAAGAACAUGCUUGACGGCAAGUCGAAUAUUUCGAACGACGCUGAAAUGAUUGUCGAAAUCCUCGGUAGCUCAAACCCUCCCGCUCUUGGAAAGAGGUUCACGAAUGAUGCGAUCAUGACUGCCUCCGCUGCCGCACCCUCGACCUCAGUGUCAAGACAGGCGUCCAGAUUCAAUGGAACGUUCCAGUCGCUGGAGAAGAUUACGCCUCCUGUGGGCAAUAUGUACGGAGAGUCAGCCACUCAUGAGGCUGGUGCGUCGUACCAGAACAUUUUCGGGCCCCAAUCACCAAUCGGAAACCACCUCGCGAACGGCGCCCAUCACACCAGUAAGUCACUCAUCGAUUCUGUCGAUGAUGACGAGACCAAGGAGCUGCUGGAGGAUCCUGUUGGCUUUGCAGAGAACGGUCCGCAGCGUCGUCAGACAGGGCCUCAACUGCCCAUGUCCCGUAUGGCCACUCUGUCGCUGAACACCACUCCGACCCCACCUAGCGCCCACACUCCGAUGCCCUAUUACAACCACCUAGGCAUGGGAUCACUAUCCGGGCUCUCAAACGCCAUGUCUCCGACGGCAAUGGCCGGUCCCGGAAUGGGCUACAAUCCGCAGGCGCCAUACCGGAUGAGCAACUUUCCUCCUGCGAAUCCAGCAGAUCAAAACCCGCCAUGUAACACACUUUACGUUGGCAAUCUGCCCAUUGAUACGUCAGAGGAGGAGCUCAAGGCCAUGUUCUCGAAGCAGCGAGGAUACAAGCGGCUGUGUUUCCGAACCAAGCAGAACGGACCCAUGUGUUUCGUCGAGUUUGAAGACGUUACUUGCGCAACCAGAGCGUUGCACGAGCUUUACGGAACGCCACUCCACAACAGCGUCAAAGGUGGCAUCCGUUUGAGUUUCUCAAAGAACCCGCUCGGCGUUCGUUCCGUCCAAAACCAGGGACAAAAUGGUGCCGGUGCAAUGGGCGGCAUGAACGGAAUGCAUGCCGCCGGUUCGACGAAUGGAUUCACCACCGCAUCCGGUCCUCCGCCCGGGCUAACCGCUCCUCCCGGCCUUGGCAUUAACCGCGGUGGAUACGCACCAUCCUCUGGUUUUAAUGCUGCCGUGAAUAACCUGUACAGCUCCCCGACUGCCUCCAACGCACCCGGUAACCCGUGGGCCGGCAUGCACAACGGAAACGGGCACAUCAUGGCCGGCCCGGCUUCGGCUUUCCCGCCAUAUAUGAUGGGCCGUUGAGACGGAUUGAAGGUAGCACCUGAUACUUGGAGGCGUGCUUUCAUCUCGCCUUGACGCGUUCUUAUUCUUCUUGCCUCUAACCGACCGCGUGGCCCUCUUUCCUUAAAUCAU